AUGUUGAGCUUUCUCAAAUAUUUUCUGUCGACAUUUGAAUAUGAUGAUUUGUUCAAGAAGAAGAAAGAUGAAGUUGAAGCUAUUGUUACAAGUGAAGAGAAACUGAAGACAAAGAUGAGAGAAUGUUUGAAGGGGAAGAAGUACCUAAUAGUGCUUGAUGAUAUAUGGCAAACUCAAGUGUGGAACAACAUAAAGGAUGUCUUCCUAAAUAAUGAUGAUGGCAGCGUUAACAGUAUACUGAUAACUAGUCAUGAAAUAGAGGUUGCAAACUACAUUGAAACCACAUCUCCCUACCACCUUCCUUUCUUUAGUUACGAAGAAAGUUGGCAGCUCUUUUCUAAGAAAGUGUUUCAAGGUAAAGAGUGUCCUUAUAAUCUCGAGCCUCUCGAAAAAUCCAUUGUUGAGAGUUACAAGGGCUUGCCACUUGCCAUUGUGGUCGUAGCAUGA
This is a messenger RNA of Abrus precatorius (Indian licorice), 447 nucleotides long. RefSeq names its product disease resistance protein RPP13-like. The transcript has a single exon. The coding region runs from base 1 to 447 and encodes 148 amino acids. Lineage: Eukaryota; Viridiplantae; Streptophyta; Magnoliopsida; Fabales; Fabaceae. Gene Ontology annotation, molecular function: ADP binding. Gene Ontology annotation, biological process: defense response to other organism. The record is from RefSeq and is a predicted model, not a curated record.